GAAAAGUGCCAGCAGGUACGUUUUCACCGCCGUUCCUUGUUAUUCGUUCUCUUCCCGAGGUUACAUCUGGCUGCUGGUCAAGUUCCGCUACCCGCUCAAGAUGUGCCAGCUCCUGGCAGACUGAAUCAAUCACUUAUACGUCUUUGGUUGUGAGUAACAGAUUUCACCCAAAUCACAAUAUUCUUUCUGCUUCCUUACUCAGGUCUCCUGUCCCCACCAUCAUGUCUGUGUCUGAAGGAGCAAGCUUUUCUGCAGAUGAGCUCACGUGUCAAAUAUGCCUGCAGCUGUUCUCUAAGCCCGUUUCUCUUCCCUGUGGUCACACCUAUUGCUUUCUCUGCCUUAAGAACAUGGAAGAAGGCCUUGACCAACAUAGGUGCCCAGAAUGUCAGGCUGAGUACCAGGGAGCCACUGCUCUUAUGGAAAACAUAAAAACGUCCAAAUUUAUAGAGACCCACAAAGUCACUGCUGAGAAAGAUUUUGUCCCUGAAGAUCGUCCUGCUGUCAUCCAUGUAACAUCCAAGAGUAUGUGUAAUUCUGGUUUGGAUCAGUCAGAUGGAAAAAGUCAGUGCUAUGAAGAAGAAAACAAGACAAACAAAAGUUGUGAGUCUGGCUCUGGAUUCGGAGGCUCUCUCUGUAAUCCGACGCAAGCAAAAAACAGCAGCAGAGGCAAAACGGAAAUGGAUGAGCCCAAGUUUAAACUGGCAUCUCAAGUCACAGAGUUGCACAUCAAACUAGAGAUCGCAGAAGGUGUUCUGAUGAAAGAAAAGGAAUGGGAGCUUCAGCUGACGACUUCUAAUUCUCGGCUGAGAGAGAAAAUAUCGAAGCUGCUGGGGCAGAUGAGGGACUCCCUGCAGAGCUACAGUGACCAGGUGAUGCAGAUGGUCGAGAAGGAGUUAGGCCCCGGUGAAGAAAGCGUCCGCGCCCGGGUCAGUCAAACGUCUGAGCUGGCGAAACAGCUGAGGCACACUGUGCUUACAGCUGAAUCCCUACUGACUGAAGAGGAUGAAAAAGCAUUUAGUGAUGAGCUUCAAAGUCUAAAUGCAAACAUUGUGGAGAUGCUGGAGAAACCACUGAGAGAGGACGAGGACUUUGUUGAAACAAAGGUCAACUUUGCACAUGCCUGUCCCAAGCUGGAAAACAUGAACGCCGUCCUGAGGGAGCAACUUGGAGAGACUCAGCGCUCCCUCCGAAACACCUUCAACCCUUCAGAGUUGACCUUUGACCCGGAAACAGCUCAUCCGAAUCUCAUUCUGUCGGAGGAUCUGAAAACGGUAACAUUCAGCACCGUGAAGCGGUCCUACGCAUCCUCACCGCGGAGGUUCACCAACUUUUACCAGGUACUCAGUGCACAAAGCUUCUCAGAAGGCGAACACUGCUGGGAGGUGGAGCUCGAAGGUUCUCCGUGGAUCAUCGGCAUGUGCUACAGCGGGAAGCUGCCACGCAGCGGGAUGCCAUCCGCCCUGGAAAGCAGCCAGAGCGCCUGGUGUCUGAUGUGGUUUGAUAACCUGCUGACCGCCUUCGAGCAAGGUCACAGCGUGCCACUGAAGAAAACCACAGUGUCACGCAGGCUUGAGCUCAAGCUGAGCUUCAAGACACACAGGUUGAGCUUCUACAACAUCAGCCCUUCCAGUGGCAAGACGCAUAUCUACACCUUUAAGGCCAAUCUGAGUGAAGCCGUGCACCUCGCCUACAGGAUGAUGUCAGGACACCCCAAAGGCAGAGUCACGAUUUGCUCAUGAAUAGAAGUUUUCAAAAUCAGCACACAGGAGAAAUAGCUCGGUAAAUUUAUCCGAAAAACAAACGUUGAGAAAAGAUUUCUGUGAUUACAUAAUUAGUAGCUUCUCUAAUACUGAUAUUUAAUAUUAUAGGGCUGUUUUCACAACCGAUCAUCCAUCAAUUUCAACAACCUGUUUAUAUGCACAUGAUGUUUGCACUUUUUUUUUAUUUACCUUAUUGGAAACAAUUUUUUAACAAAUUGGUUAAAUGUUUUUGUCAGAUGAAGGUGAAAUGGCAGGAUGUAAUGCACAUAACAUAAAUAUGUUACCAAAACAUUUUGUGUAAAUUAACUUUAGCUCUGACGGCUCAAUCUCAGCUAAAAUUGCAGUUUUGACUUGUGGCCAAAGAUGACCAAGCCACUCUGGUCACUUGGGCCACAUAUCACAGCUAAGCUACCACUGUUAUUAUCAGAUUCUUUCGUGCCACUUUCUCAGGGCCCAGACACAGAUACACUGCCACUGCCGUGAUGAAGAAUCAUAUUGUCAUCUGUAAAAAGAAAUCGGUAAGAAAAAGAAACAGAUUAAGCAAAAAUCAUUUGGUAUAAGAAUACCAAAUGAUUGGUAUUUUGAUUGCUGUGCAAGAUUUUGAGAUCUCUGCAGUUUACAUGAAUAAUUUAGGAGUUUUUUUUUUUUUUGUUUAAGUGUAGUGUUUUUAAUGUAUUUUAGCAUUAAAAAAAGACAAUCAAAAUUUACUUUGGUGUCAUUUAUUCAAUUUAUUUUCUAAUUGAAAUAGCACUGUGUAA
Messenger RNA from Poeciliopsis prolifica (blackstripe livebearer), 2518 nucleotides. RefSeq names its product tripartite motif containing 107 (gene trim107). Lineage: Eukaryota; Metazoa; Chordata; Actinopteri; Cyprinodontiformes; Poeciliidae. The transcript has 3 exons. The record is from RefSeq and is a predicted model, not a curated record. Bases 222 to 1739 code for a protein of 505 amino acids.